Molecule: messenger RNA, 252 nt
Organism: Pyricularia oryzae 70-15
Lineage: Eukaryota; Fungi; Ascomycota; Sordariomycetes; Magnaporthales; Pyriculariaceae
Exons: 2
Coding region: 1-252 (83 amino acids)
Source: RefSeq, a predicted model, not a curated record
AUGCGCCCCUCAUACUUUCUCUUCUCCCUCUUUGGAACCCUAGCCGCUGCCCAUGCCAAAGGCGUAGGCAGCAACGCCGCCACCGACGCGAACAAGGGCGUCACCCCUGAAUACGAGCUUCACUGCGGUCCGUUCACGGAAGGCUGCCGCAGCUUUUGCGGCUGCACAAAGGACGGGAAGCUGGCCCGAUUGGAUAGUAAAUACGCUUUUAUGAUUCACUCGAAAGACUUUCUGGCCUUUGUUAGGGGAUAA